Molecule: messenger RNA, 316 nt
Organism: Prorocentrum cordatum
Lineage: Eukaryota; Dinophyceae; Prorocentrales; Prorocentraceae
Source: the annotation of a GenBank genome assembly
AGCUGCGGUAGCUCAAGCUCCACGGGUGGUUAGCUCUCGCUUUCCACGCCCGCCGCGUCCUACCCCCUGCCGUCACCAACGUCAGACUCCAGUCGGCAGCGGCCGUCCCGGCGCGAUGGAUCCGGUGCUGAAGUCGCAGCUGAUCACGAGCGUGCAGCGCUACUUCCUCGAGUUUUUGGAGCACUUCGAGCUGACCGCCGAUGACCGGGGCCUCAGGGCGGGCGAGAAGUAUUAUAUGGAGCAGGCGAAGCUGAUGAUUCGGGAGAAGAAGAACACCUUGUACGUCAACGUCGCCCAUCUGGCGGAGGUUGCCCAG